Acromyrmex echinatior (Panamanian leafcutter ant) is the source of this 1434-nucleotide messenger RNA. RefSeq names its product FK506-binding protein 39kD (gene Fkbp39). Lineage: Eukaryota; Metazoa; Arthropoda; Insecta; Hymenoptera; Formicidae. Gene Ontology annotation, molecular function: peptidyl-prolyl cis-trans isomerase activity. The record is from RefSeq and is a predicted model, not a curated record. Gene Ontology annotation, cellular component: nucleolus; chromatin.
ACGAAAUAAAUUCGAAUCUACUUCGAUCUUGCUGAUCAUAGUGAUCGUGACUAACUCAUAUACUCAUUUGCUAGAAGCUGUUGCGAAUAGAUUCCACAUUCUUUUUCUGAUCUGAUUAGUUUUUCGUUGUAAUUUGGAGAUAUAAUGGGGUCAUCAUUUUGGGGUAAGAUGAUUUGCUUCUCAAUUGUAAAUACUAAUAAAAUCCAUGAAUAUUGUGGCGAAAUGUCUCAUCCAACCAACGUCGUUAUUCAUAUUACAGCGCUGACUUUACAACCGGGAAAUAAAUACUCGCAAUACGUGAAUGAGUCCUUUUGUAUAACUAUGGCAAGUUUGGAUAUCACACAUGCUAGUGACAAACCGAUACAAGUAAUGAUGACUUAUGAGCAGACAAGAUUUUUGCUUUGUACUUUACACAAAGAUAAACCAUGGCAAGUUCAACUCGACGUUCUUGUGCAAAAGAAAACUGUUGUAACCCUUUCAUGCGAUGGUGAAAGUUACGUUUAUCUAAUUGGACAUUAUAAAAUUGAUUUGAUAAAAAUUCCAUUUAACCCAAACUGGAUAACAACUUUAUCUUGGCACAUCUUAGACGAAAAAAUAAAUGAACUAAAAAAUAAAGGAACUUCUCCAGAAGAAUUAACUGAAUAUUUGAAUAAAUAUACAACAGUAAAAAUCGUGGAAAAAUGGAUAGUUACACCAUACUCUAUUAAAAAGAAACAAAUCCAAAAAGAUAGAGAACUUGUUCAAGUUCCAAACUUAAAAAAAAAAAGUUUUGUGAAAGAUAACAACAGAACGAAAAAAGCAAAGUGCGUAAAGUCAUUAUUUCAUUGCAAUGAAAAUAUUAAUUUUAAUAAUGUUUCUUCUGAGAAUUCUUCUGAGAUUUCGUCUGAGGAAUCUUCUGAGAGUUUUUCUAAGGAUUCUUUUAUGGAAAGUAAUGACGAUGUUGAAAAAAAUGAUAAAGAAAAUAAGUCAAUAUAUCAUUUUAGAUCAAAAAAUAAGCAAGAAAUAAAAGAGAAACAACAGAAAGCUAAAGUAAUCGAGAAAAAAUCGAAGGAAAAUCCUAAUAAAACAAAAAAGAAUAGCAAGCAGCAAGCUGAAAGAAUUAUAAAGGAUGGUGUAAAAAUGCGAGAGUUAAGACCUGGUACUGGCAAAAUCGCAGAAGUGGGCAAAUAUGUCACAAUCUUUUAUGUAGCUUAUAUGAAGACCGGACAAAUAUUGGAAGAAUUUGAUCGAUUUGAAAAUCUUGGUUUUAGAUUUAAACUCGGUGCAGGAUUCGUGAUCAAGGGCUUGGAUGUAGGAAUAAUUGGAAUGAAAAUUGAUGAAAAACGUCGUCUUAUAAUGCCACCCAAUAUGGCAUAUGGAGAUGAAGGUUAUGGACUCAAAGUUCCACCUAAUUUAACAGUUAUAUAUGAUGUUGAACUUAAGAAAGUCGAAUAA